Messenger RNA from Morone saxatilis (striped sea-bass), 5296 nucleotides. RefSeq names its product zinc finger and BTB domain-containing protein 5. Gene Ontology annotation, molecular function: protein binding; RNA polymerase II cis-regulatory region sequence-specific DNA binding; DNA-binding transcription factor activity, RNA polymerase II-specific. Bases 528 to 2723 code for a protein of 731 amino acids. The record is from RefSeq and is a predicted model, not a curated record. Gene Ontology annotation, cellular component: nucleus. Gene Ontology annotation, biological process: regulation of transcription by RNA polymerase II. The transcript has 5 exons. NCBI's taxonomy places the organism in Eukaryota, Metazoa, Chordata, Actinopteri, Moronidae.
GAAAAACCCGUCUGAGGGUGAUAGGUUAAAAUACUAGAAACCCUAACACGUUCACGUCAGAGCCGGAUAGAUAUCCGCGGGCAGUAUUCCGUCGCAUUUAACGCCUCGCUGUAUGUGACUGCAUGUGGGAGGAUGACACCGACAGAGGAGACCAGCGGCGUUAGCUCACAUCACUGGCAGCUCUAAACACAAACCCUUCAAUGCGAGUGAACUGUCGGGGAGUGUGUGGACCGCGGAGGAGGAGGGGGUGGACUGGGACGUGCAGCAGAAAUGUUGUCUAGCUUCGUUUAAAGGAGGAAAAAGAAACCAAGCUGCUUCGCUACAGAGCAGUAAUGUAUUGUCAGUGACAACAGACAAAGCGGUGCACACCGAUGCUACUGCUUCUGUUGUAGCUUACAGCCAGUUAGCCAGCUCACUUUAGCCUCUUCGGUUUUCUGUCCAGAGCUCUGAUUCUGCCUCUUGUUACCUUCGCUUUCGGAAAAUUCAAGCCGCCUUCAACCUCUUAACCUUCUGCCGUCUCCAGGGCCAUGGAUUUCCCGGGCCACUUUGAGCAGAUCUUCCAGCAGCUCAACUAUCAGCGUGUCCAUGGUCAGCUGUGCGACUGUGUCAUUGUGGUGGGCAGCAGACACUUCAAGGCCCACCGCUCAGUGCUGGCAGCCUGCAGCACCCACUUCAGAGCCCUGUUCAGCGUUGCAGAGGGGGACGCAAGCAUGAAUAUGAUCCAGCUGGACAGUGAGGUGGUGACAGCUGAAGCGUUUGCCGCUCUCGUGGACAUGAUGUACACCUCCACACUGAUGCUGGGGGAGAGCAACGUCAUGGACAUCCUCCUUGCCGCCUCACAUCUGCACCUCAACAAUGUGGUCAAGGCCUGCAAACACUACCUGACCACACGCACCCUGCCCAUGUCCCCCACAUCCGACAGACCCACCCAUCACCACCCUCAGCAGGAGCAGCAGAGGCACCGGCAGCAGCAGCAGCAGCAGCAGCAGCAGGUAGCAGAUUUAGCCGAUUUAGCAGCAAACGCUGCCACGUCAAAGUUGCAGCGCUCCUUCCUCCUGCAGCAGCUGGGGCUCAGCUUAGUGAGCUCUGCUCUGGGUGGGAUGGAGGAGGACGGAGUUGGCAGAGGAGGGGUUGAACAGAGGGCCUCCUUCCCAAUCCGACGCUUCCACAAACGCAAGCCGUCUCUGGCCCUGGGCCUGUCGGAGGAGAGGCCCCGGCAGAGGCAGCGGCCCUCCGCCCCUAACCUGGGGUUGUUAGGGGAAGGAGGGGUGAACGCAGAGCGAGAGGAAGGAGCUCUGCUCUCCCCAGACUCACACAAGAUGGGAGAUGAGUCCAAGUUGGACGCCGCAAUCACUGGCCUGGUCGCGGCGUCCCAAGAUGAUCCUCAGAUGCCCAGCCAGUCGGACAGCGGGCAUUGUGAGGGGGAGGACUUGGGGAGAAUGCAGGGAGGGGUGAGCAAGGAGGAGGACAUGGAAAAGGAGGACCACCAGGACAACAGAGCGGGGGUGACGAUCAAAUCAGGGAAAGAGGAGGAAGAGGUCGAAGAACAGAAGGUGGUGGUUAAACGAGAGCCGUUGAGUUCGCCUGAGCCAACGGACGAAAUCAGCGACGUGACAUCGCAGGCUGAAGGCAGCGACCCGGCGGAGCCCGGCGGCCGGGAGGAGGAGGAGAAGGCGGAGCUGAGCCCACAGAGCAGUGACCGAAGCUUCACCUCUGAGCCCCAACCCAGCUCUGACUCUCUGCUGCAGCCCAGCUCGCAGCUUCUCCUCAAGAGCGGCAUGGGAGGAGGCGCCGGAGUCGGAGGAGGUUUCGGGUGUAAUAACGGACUGAGUGGCAAACCUGGUUUUAGUAUUUCUAGCUUCCUCAGCCCGAAGGAUUUCGGAAGUGGCGGGGCGGGGUUGGUUGCCGGAGACGACGAGCUCCCCAACACAACAACUGGAGAUGCGGUAGCACAUCACUUCCUGCUCAGACAGGAAGCUGCCGGGCCAUCCGGCUCGGCUUCUUCCUCUCUUCUGCAGUCAGGUCCUCUCAGUGGUGAGAGUCGCAACAGUUUUGGAGACAACCUGCAAGCUGAUUCUCUAUUUCUGCGCCCCCUUCACGAUGGUUUAGGGAACCCUCGAGGAAGUGGGGGAAGUGGUAGUGGAGGGUGUGGCGGGGGAGAUCCCUUUGGCUUGGACUUCCAGCGCUCUAGCCUGGGACUUCACUCCCUGGGUCGACCGUCACGGGGGGCAGCAGGAACGACCGCCGCCGCUCUGGGUUAUCCGGGUUACAGACGCAUUGCUCCAAAAAUGGCCACCGGCAUGGGGGGAGAAGAAGGAGUAGGCGGCGUUCUCCAGGAUGCCGCCUCUUCGUCCUCAAGUCUGGCCAGUCCUCUGCUUUUAAACAAGAACGGUGGGUAUGAGAUGAACAGUGGCAGGCCCACCUCCCUGCCCCCUCAGCUGACCCGAGCUUCAGCCGAUGUCCUGUCAAAGUGCAAGAAGGCUCUGUCGGAGCACAACGUGCUGGUGGUUGAGGGGGCGCGGAAAUACGCCUGUAAAAUCUGCUGCAAAACCUUCCUCACGCUGACUGACUGCAAGAAACACAUCCGCGUCCACACGGGAGAGAAACCGUACGCAUGUCUGAAGUGUGGGAAGCGCUUCAGCCAGUCCUCCCACCUGUACAAGCAUUCCAAGACCACCUGCCUGCGCUGGCAGAACAGUAACAUGUCCAAUGCCCUGCUGUAGGACUCUAACUAGGUUCUGUCCAAACUAACCGGUCCUGAUCACAGACCAAAGAUAGGGAUACUAAUGUAACCAUACAUUUCCUUUUCCAGGAGGAACCCACACUAUCAAAUCAGUGAAAGUUAGCAUGAAGACAUUUAGGUUGUAGAAAGAUGUUAGGGAUGCAGGACGUACAAAGGCGCCACGUUUAUUGCUAUGGUUUCAUUAUGGAGUACCUUAGAUACACACUGUAUUCUCCCCUGUACAAAUAUCAUGAGAGUAUUAUGAGGAUUGUCCUUCACUUUCAAUACAUGCAGCCAGUGGACUUUACAUAAUAUGAUCCGGGCCAGUCUAGACUUGGGUUUUAAAGCUACACACUGUUAGCUAUAUGUAUGCUAUACAUAUAUAUAGCUAUAUAGCUAUAUAUGUGAAGUGAAGUUUAGAUGUGUUGAGGUGAGCCCUCAGUGCUAAACAACUAGAGUUUGCGGUACGUUUAUUGAAGCAGAUUUCUAUAUAAUUCUAACACUCAGUCUGAGUGGUUACAGAUCAGAGGCAGCUGUGCAGCACCAACAUUAGGAACAAAUAUCAUGUGAAAUAGUGUCCUUAUGUGUAGAUUUUUCAUUGCACAUUUGUUAAACAUGUAGCAGCAUCACACUUUUGAGUCAUGGUAUGUGUGCACAUUGAUUGUGCCUCAUUCUGUGCGAGGAAAGUCGUGCAGACUAUGGAUGAACUGAUUCAGAUUCAGUUUGUGUGCCAGAUAUAAUGCCUGUAAGAAGUGUUGAUGGUUGUGUGCUCUUGAUGCUUACUCUACUGUACAAAAAGGUGGAUAGAGUCAGAUUCAGUCGGUCAGUUGUGAGACAGGUCUAGGUAAUGCCAAAAUCUGUUCAACCAACAGAAAAGAGUUUUGUUUUUUGGUGUGCUGCGGAAACCUUGUGAACUCGACAAGUAAUGUUAACUUGCUUCUGUUAUUUACUUAAAUUUGAGCCAAUUGACAUUGUCGACCAAGACGGAAACAACCCGUCAAAACACUUUUGACCUCUAUAGUUGCCUUUCAGUCCCAAGCACCUUUGAAAAGUGUUGAGCAGUCAUUACUAGUAAUAGUAUUACAGUAAUAAUACGACUAACUAGUAGGGUAAUUAAUUAUUAAUACAUUUCAGCCCAAUGAGUUACAACCUUACUCUUGUUGUCAUCACGUACUGAUUUGAAAUCCGACAAUCCAAUCACACCCCUGGAUUUGUUUUUGUAAUGGAGGAGGAAACUAGCUGGCAAUGAUUACAUUCAGCAGAUGGAAUAUUUCCAGCUCCCAUUACUUAGAUUUUGGGGACAAAAUGACCGAUUGCGUUAGGAGUUGCAGAAAAGUAAUAUAACUAUUAGUGUAACUAAUUACUGUUGGCAGGGAGUAUUACGUAAAGUAAUAAUAUUUCUUAAAAGAGUUAUUAGUAAUAAAUGAAAUCUUUUUGAUAACUAUCCCAACACUGCCUUUGAAUUCUCACCAACAGAAGUGUUGCUCGGCUCAGUUAGAGUUGAGCAUGUGUCUGGUCACUGGCAAGAUAAUUCAGUUUGCACUGAUGGGGCCUUCACACUUCAUGUGACUACAGGAAUAAAUGUCUCGCUUAGAAAGAUUUAUAUCUGUAGUUUGUCAAAUGCAAGUUUUGAAGAAAUGGGAAACUUUGAAUUGCGCUAAUCAACCUCUUACCACAAUUUGCUUGCCCGGCAGACCUGUUAUCCCUGGAAUUAAUCUGCAUUGUUUAGGGGCACAAACAAAUCACAGCCAGUAGGAUGUUUUAAUACCCAGAUAUCAGCUUCACGGGAAAAUGCACCUUAUUUUGUGUCAUGAUGUGCAAAACUUGCCAGUUUGUUGUGGUCUGUAUAAGAUAUAAGAUAUAAGUGACUUUCCGUCCUUACUGACUGAGAAUGACCACACAAAGUUCAGCUGUGGCCAUCAAGUUUACUUGACCAUCCACAGACACAUCAGCUAAGUUUCCCUGGUCGCCGGUGUUCUUGUGUGUACAGUAUGUUUAUUAAAAGGGCGAUGAAGUUGCACUGAGAGGUAGAGUCGUAAAUAUUGCACAUUUGUGGUUGAUUUCAUCAUUUUUCUCUCGGAGGAGAGACAAAACAACUCAUGAAGAACAAAACAUACAGUUUGCUACUGUACUUAAUAUCAGUGCUUUAUAAACCUCUUCAUACAUUUAAUGUAUCUCACAAACGCACUCAGACAAAUCAUUCUUUCUUUUUAUAACUAAUACGUUCACUGGAAUGUUGAACAAUGUCAAAACGUUGCUUUAAUGCGAUUAUCCAGUUUUACCAGCUCUCAAGGGUUUUUCUUUCCGUUACAUUACUAUCAGGAUGAGUUUGCAAGCUAAGGGUUGUAGCAUUUUUGCUAGCAGGUGAUCUAUAACAUACAACUUUCACAUUUUUGUGAAUUGCUAAUACACAUGAAGAACAUUUAAAAAAAAAAAAAAGAAUUUUAUAGGGACUCCUGUCAUUUUUCAAGUUAAUUUCAGGAGUUUUAGCUGUUUUUUUAUGUAUGUUAACUGUAUUUUAAUGUAAGGUUGAAAGCUUUCUUACAAUUGACGAACUGCGUAAGAAAAAAAAAA